AUGGCCGACUCGAUGGACGUAGACAAGCAACCCGCUCCCCAAGCUUCCGGAAGCGUGGCCAAAGGAAAGGGCACUGCUGGAAACAAGGACGAGCCUCGAUUUGUAGUGAAAAAGUGGAACGCUGUCGCUCUCUGGUCGUGGGAUAUCGUCGUCGACAAUUGCGCGAUCUGCAGAAACCACAUCAUGGACCUCUGCGGCUGCACCGUUGCUUGGGGAGUCUGCAAUCACGCCUUUCACUAUCACUGCAUCAAUAGGUGGCUCAAGACUAGGAACGUUUGCCCGCUUGACAAUCGAACCUGGGAACUCCAGCGUUACGGACGUUAA
Messenger RNA from Filobasidium floriforme, 324 nucleotides. RefSeq names its product Rbx1 protein. The transcript has 5 exons. Lineage: Eukaryota; Fungi; Basidiomycota; Tremellomycetes; Filobasidiales; Filobasidiaceae. The coding region runs from base 1 to 324 and encodes 107 amino acids. The record is from RefSeq and is a predicted model, not a curated record. Gene Ontology annotation, molecular function: zinc ion binding; ubiquitin protein ligase activity; cullin family protein binding. Gene Ontology annotation, cellular component: cullin-RING ubiquitin ligase complex; nucleus. Gene Ontology annotation, biological process: protein ubiquitination; ubiquitin-dependent protein catabolic process.